UACCUUGUCUGUGGUAUAUAUAAAAACCACCGAAGAGAAUCCCAUCGGUGUAUCAACAAUGUUAUCUUGACAUUGCUGCGUAUUCAACUGAGAACUUUGGAUAAACCUGCAGUGAAUGAAGUGUCAAAGCACUUGGCUCGUGAUUGUGUAAUUUUGUACAAUUUCUAUUUGAUACUAUAAAAUUUACCCUCAUAAUUAAGUACAUAAGUAAAAACUUUAUUCAAAUUUAUGAAUAAUAAACGAAUUAAAAAAAUUAUUUGCAAAAGAUUACCACUUUUAAAGAAUAUAAUAGAAACAUAAAGAUAAAGACAACGAAUGGUCGACUAGUGGGAAUAAAGUCAUACUUAUGCCAACAACUUUUAAAAAUCACUUCUAAAUUCUUAAUAUUUAAUAAGAAGAUAGAAUGAAGAUACGAGCAUGAGACAAAAAGAAUAAUUUUUACGGAGAGGUAAAAGUACUUUUAAUAAUUAAAUUAAAUACAUUGCACUUUAAAUAUUCUAUGAUAUAAUGUAAACAAUUUAAAGGUAAUAAAUAACAGGAAGCAGAAGCCAAAAAGAAUACAUUAAUUAAUAUUUUAUUGUACUUUAUACAGGAUUUAUUGCAAUGUGUAUUAUAAUACAUAAUCACUUCCAAAAUUAAAGUUGUCUAUCUCUUUCUCUGUUUAAUGAGUUAUGAUUUAGCAAGCCUUUUUAUCUAAGUAUAAGGGAGUUGUUAUCAAAAAUACGAAAUAAUUUUCUUAGUAAGAUGUAACAGUUGUUUGCACAAAAUUAAUAUACACUUGAAACAUUCUAUUGUUUCAGAAAUAUAACUUUUUCACAAGCAUUUGAGACCACAGUAUGUACUUUAAAAUAGUAAAAAAAGUAUAGAUCAGCCAUUAAACUGAAAUUUUCAAUUAACAGAUCAUAUGUUACAUAUAAAUAAUGUAUGUGAAACAUACAUUAUUAAAAACUUAUGACUAAAUCAUAUGUAACACAGAUACGAAGAAAUUUCGUAAAAUGUAGAACACUUUUACAAAAUUACUUCUGGAUAAAUGCUCUAACACGCCAUUAUUUUAAACUAAUUUAGUAUUAAUACUUACUUCCUCCAUAGUAAUGCAAAUACAUUACUAUAAUUAUAUUUUAGAUGUUUCUCAAUUACUAACAUUACAGAAGUAAAAAGAUGACAUAAAAUGAAUUAAUAAUGAACGUGUUUACUUAUACAUAUUGUGCAUCCUAAGAUAAUAUACCAUUUCAUAUGCUAUGUACUGACACAUAAAAUCAAGUUUAAACAUGCAGUACAGUAUAGAAAGGAGCUCAUAAAUGUAACGUAAUGAUUAGUCUUAUUUCCAUUUUAGCAAUUUUACAUAUCUAAAGAAAUAUUAUUUGAAAACGUUCUUUGUAUAUACUUUGUGAUCAAUGUUUCAUACAGAUUUGAUUCAUACAAUACAAAUUGUAUACUUAAACUCUACAAUAAACGUUUUGAAAUAAUUUUUCUAAUGCACAGAUAUGUUUAUAAUAGUUUAGAAUCAUAGUUGUCCUGUGUUGUUGUUUAUACAAUUUGUCUUGAUCACAUAAAAAUUCAUUUAAUACUGGAAACCAAAACAUUGCAAUAUAUUUUAAAGGAUAUUGUUUGCCUCGAGACGUGACCUUUUACUACGAACUGUUCCAGAAUCAUCUUCAGAGUCACCAUUAGCAGAUAAGAAAUCUCGUUUCCUAUCAGUGUUCUAAAAAAUUUUAUUUAAAAAUAAAAGAUGUGUUGCAUGAUAACUUGAAAAAUACAAUAUGCAAGAUCUACAUAAUUAUUACCUUUUUGUCCCAUUGUUGAUGAAGGUACCUUAAUAAUAUGGUUGUUUUUUCAGUAACUAUAACUGUAAUUAACAAAAACAAUCAUAAUAAGUUCCAUGUACAUUUUUAUGGUAACUUAUAAUAUAUUAAAAACUUACCUUGUUCAGAGGGAUGAUCUCUAGUAGGUAAAUAAACAGAGGGUUUUUUUACACAAGUUCUAUUUCCAUUGUCCGUAUGAAAAUUGGCAAAAUUGUUUUCAUUAUGUGAGGGCAAACCCUUUAAAAAUUCAGCGACGGACUGUAAAUAGAAAGUUUCAACGUAAAGUUUCAAAUUAAAAAUAUUACUUCGUUUAUAACAAACUAGGUUGCGGAAAAUGUCGAAAAAUUCAUUAUUUUUAAUCAUUUUUAUUGAAUAAUUUCGAAAUUUAAAACCUCAAAAUUUGUUCUUCAGCUAAAACAAACAUGGCUCGAAUCUGAAAUUAAAUUUUUUAACUUGCAUGAGGAAUAUUAAUUUUCUUCGAAAAUAUUUUUACAUAAACUGUACAUAACCUAUAAAAUUAUUUUUUAUCGAUAAAAAAUGUCAACAACAUUGUAGUCAAAAAAGUAAACUUUACCAUUUCGAAACAAUGAGGCCAGUGCACAAGUCACAGUUAGAAUGAAAAACUAAUUUAAAAAAUCAUAUCUGUAUAAGAAUCACACGUAAUAUUUGUAUACACACUGAAAAAAUAUGUUUAGAACGCUGCAAUUGGUAUGAAAUCAACUAUCGUCAUUUCUUUGACCACAGAAUUCAAAAUAUCUAGACUCUAUCACUCUCAUUGGUUAAUGACAUAAGUACUGAAAUACAUGAAACUCAAUACCCAUAUUUAAAUAAAACUUUAAUAAAUAGAAACAUAUUAUCUUUUCUUAUUCUGCUUUCAAUAAAAUUUUCUUAUUAAGGCAAUGAUAACAAUUACAUUUUCUUGAAAACUAUACGAUGAAAAUGAUACCAAAAAAAAGGAGCAUUGCACGCAUUGAUAUACGAUUUAAUGCUUAGUGUUUUUGAGGUAAUUAUCUAAAAAGUCUGAAACGCUAUUAAUUAUUAAAUAUAAUAGUAUUUGUCAUAUUUCUUUUACAAACUGUUGACAAAAAUAAAAAAAUAAAGUUCGAAUGAGAUGUAAACAAUAUCACGUUUGACGUUCCAAAAUGUAAAUAUAACCUAUAUAUAUAUAUACCGACUAAGUAAUAUACGAUAAAAUCACUCUAAUGAAAUUGGUUUGCUCGUUUUGUACAAGCUUAUAGAAUGUAUAAAAAAAAGUGGCAAGAUUUGAAGGAGAUUGAUAAUGCUUUUAUACUUGAACCAGAAACUAUUCGCAGAACGCAAUGUCCUGGUAGAGUCAACUUUGUACAUAUGGCAUUUGAUUGUCACGUGGAGUAUCUUGUUGCAACAGAUACAGCAGGAUACUUAUAUUAUAUUGACUUAAAUAAUAGUCCAACUUAUCAAAAAUUGGGAAAUGUUGGACAAUCAACAUUUGUGGCAUUUAAUCCUAUAAAUAAAUUUGAAAUAUUAGUUGGCCUUACUACGGCUGACAUAAAAAUUAUAAGGGUGGAUGCGAAUGUAACACAAUUUUGUGUAUUAACUGCUCACAAAUUACCGCCUAUGCAUGUUUCAUUUUACAAACAAUAUUGUCUAACUUGUUCACGGAAAGAAGUUGUAAUAUGGUGUUUACGAUCUUGUAGUAAGGUUCAACAAUUAAGAGUUAAUACAAGGAAUGUUGUAAUAAGAAAGGCAAGUUUCUCAAACUUAGGGCACAUUGUUAUAUUAUACUACAAUGAUACUUUACAAGUAUGGCACUUCAAACAGUUGGAAAAUGAUAUUAAAAUAGAUGCAAAAACAUUUGGUAUUAGAAACAUUAAAAACUUAAUUUUUACACAAAAUGGAAGAGCAAUGAUCAUGAGUGGUGCACAGAAUAAGAUUAUUAUUCUAAGUACAUGUGAGUGGAAUUUACUCAAAACUUUGCUGCUGCCACAUAACUUUAUUGGAGUAAAACAAAUGGCACUUGUACCAUCACCUUUGGAUGGUGGAGCAAACAAUAUACUGGCAUGCAUUUCGUCUAGUUGUAGUCUUCAUUUUUUUGAUCUGACUCGAUCUUGUAUUAUUCAAACCCUGCACUGUAAUAAACCUAUAAAGAAAAUUACAGUCUCUAUAACUGGCAGGUAUAUAGCAUUAAUAGAACUAGAAGGUCAUUUAAAACUAAUAAUUACUGAGAAACUAUUCUCAGAUAAAUGUGAACCUGUAAAAAAGUUAAAAGAAUCAUGCAGACCAGUUGCACAUGGUAUACCUGAUCACCUGCAAUGUAUCAAACAACUCAUGAAACAAGAAUUGCGUUUAGAAAGACUGAUACCCAUCUUAAAGGAAUUUGGAGAGUACCCUGAAAAAUACAGAGUUCCAAUAUGGUCAAAUAUUUUAAAGUUACCAGGUAAUAAGAGCGCAUAUUGUGCUCUGGUUAACAAAGCAGCAAACGCACAUUUUUCACCAGAGCUUCUAAAGGAUUAUCCACUAGCAAACAGAAGCAAACGGGCAUUGUUGAAGACAAUAGUGAACUGCUUAAUACAAUGGUCUCCUAUAUUGUCUCAGUGUGUAUUUUUACCAAACCUUGUGUUCCCAUUUCUUAUGGUUUUUCAGAAGGAUCCGCUUCUUGGCUUUGAACUCAUUAUAAGUAUACUAUUAAAUUAUUGUCAAAAAUGGUUUGAAUAUCAUCCUUUACCACCUUUAAAUGUGUUAGGUAUGAUAGAAAAUAUAAUUUUACAAGCUGAUCCAUCUUUGCUAAACGUUUUUUGUGAAAGAGGUGUCACAUCCAGUGAAUAUGCAUGGCCACUUCUAAAAACUGCAAUGAGUGAAGUUUUAUCUGAUUCCGAAUGGCUGAUUUUAUGGGAUCAUUUAAUCUCAUAUAAAAAACCAUUACUUCUUUUAAUGAUUGUUGUUGCAUAUAGCAUUUGUUCACGUGAAAUUAUAAUUUCUUCGCUGCACUCUCCAGAAAGCUUUAAACGAUACUAUACCACUCAAGGUUAUAUCAGUGCAAAGGAAUUACUUAAACUUGCUCAAACUCUUGAUAAAGAGAUACCAUUACGAGUACAUCCUAGUCGUUAUCUCAGAAAUGAAUUAAUUACACUGCCUUCUAAAGGACCGUAUCUGCCAUUCAUGUUACAUGAUUUUCCAAAAUUUUUAACAGACGAAGUAUCCGUUUUAGAGUUAGAAAAACUGAAAGAGAAGGAACGGACUGCACGAAAACAUAAUCGUAAAGCUAUAGAAAUCGCAGAACAAGACAGAUUAAAACAGGAAACAAAAUCAUUUAUGGAACAAAUUCAUCGGGCAAGACUUAAUGAAGUAGAAAGAUGCAUUAAUGAACAGUUGUCUAGUAUAGAUUGGACAUUUAGAAGUGUACCGAACGCUAAAUCAGAAAUGCAAUAUGAUUAUAAUAUUCCAACAUUGGAUAUAGGUAUUUCAAGUGAUGACGAUGUUCUGGAUUCCAGAAGUAAAUCAAAACAUUACGAACAACUGCAACAAGAUAUAGAUAAAUUAGAAUACGAAGUACACAGCCUUUUAAAUUCUUUAAGGUCGUAGAAAUGAAGACUAUAAAAUAUUUGACAUUUUUUCUAAACCAUGACAUAAUGUAAAAAACGGAACAAACAAUCAAUAUAUAAACGGUCUCAAUUUGUAUGAUAUAUUUAUGAUUUGUAAAUAUGUAUUAUAAAAACUUUUUGUACAAAUGAUAUACAAUAUUUCUCUAUUUAUAUUUGUCUUUUUGCAGAAGCAAGGAUAAUAUGUAUAAUGUAUUCUUUUUACACCAGAUUGUACUUUUUUCAUUAACCUAAAAAGGCUAGUCAUAUUGAAUAAACGAAUGAACAGGUACAUCGAGUUUCUCCCUUCCUUUUAAUUUACUUAACUCAAUUAUCACUAAACAUUCAACC
Messenger RNA from Nomia melanderi (Alkali bee), 5710 nucleotides. Its product is annotated as TBC1 domain family member 31. Gene Ontology annotation, molecular function: protein binding. Gene Ontology annotation, biological process: cilium assembly. Gene Ontology annotation, cellular component: ciliary basal body. NCBI's taxonomy places the organism in Eukaryota, Metazoa, Arthropoda, Insecta, Hymenoptera, Halictidae. The record is from RefSeq and is a predicted model, not a curated record.